CUCAGUUUUUGAGAUUAUGGAUUAUUUGUUCUAGAAACUACCUAGAAGCAUGAUUAUUGCAGUUUCUUAAGAAAGUUCUUAAACAAAAUAAGUCAUUUAAUUAAAUCAAAAAUAAAUAAAAGAGUAAUAACCGAUCUUUAAUACAGGAUUUUGGGGUCCGAUCAUAAAGAGGGUUCUUAGACCACAUGUCAGCAAACUGUGAAAUUUGAUUUUUUUUCUUUUUUUUUUCUUUCUCUCUUCCUCUCUCGUCUUCUUCUCCGUCGACGAUUGCUUCUGUGCUCAAAGGACCCUUCAAAAUCGUCGAAGGUCCCGCCAUCUCCGCCGCCGGGAACCCAGAUUACUUGCAGGAACGUGCUAAAGGAAGCAUAUUUUACGGGUUCAAGGGUGAUCCAGCUGGUAUCAUGAAAUGCAAAUAUGUCGAGUUGAAUGCUGAAUACAUUCAGCCUUACAGGAACCAGGGUGGCUUUGACAUGAUCUGCAGUGGAAGAGACAAGAUUGAAACGCCUGAGCAGUUUAAACAAGCUGAGGAAACAGCAAAGAAGCUAGAUUUGGAUGGAUUGGUGGUUAUCGAUGGAGAUGACUCCAACACCAAUGCUUGCCUCCUUGCUGAAAACUUCAGGAACCGGUGACUUGAGAAAGCCACAAAAAAGUACGAGAAGGAGUACAGUUGGUGCAGAACAAGUGGUGAAGGUUGCUUACUGCUGUGACACAAGGAGAUAGCAGAGAUAAGAGGACCAUAAUUUCCUCUUUCAGGAAUAAGUGUUGUUCCUUUACCAGCCCAGUACAACCGAAUCUCUAAUAUAUUAUUUGUCACAUUCGCACUCA
Messenger RNA from Brassica oleracea var. oleracea, 825 nucleotides. Its product is annotated as pyrophosphate--fructose 6-phosphate 1-phosphotransferase subunit beta 1-like. Gene Ontology annotation, biological process: glycolytic process; response to glucose; photosynthesis. The record is from RefSeq and is a predicted model, not a curated record. NCBI's taxonomy places the organism in Eukaryota, Viridiplantae, Streptophyta, Magnoliopsida, Brassicales, Brassicaceae. Gene Ontology annotation, cellular component: cytosol. Gene Ontology annotation, molecular function: 6-phosphofructokinase activity; diphosphate-fructose-6-phosphate 1-phosphotransferase activity. The transcript has 5 exons. The coding region runs from base 402 to 629 and encodes 75 amino acids.